Messenger RNA from Ictalurus punctatus (channel catfish), 1601 nucleotides. RefSeq names its product uroporphyrinogen decarboxylase (gene urod). Bases 215 to 1324 code for a protein of 369 amino acids. Gene Ontology annotation, molecular function: uroporphyrinogen decarboxylase activity. NCBI's taxonomy places the organism in Eukaryota, Metazoa, Chordata, Actinopteri, Siluriformes, Ictaluridae. Gene Ontology annotation, biological process: heme biosynthetic process. The record is from RefSeq and is a predicted model, not a curated record. Gene Ontology annotation, cellular component: cytosol. The transcript is spliced from 10 exons.
GGCCGCGCCCUUGCUGUUGGAGGCGUAAAUAAAAAAUGUCCUCCUUGUAGGACAUGUAGUGCACUGUGUAGGGUGGUUAAAACGAUUAUUUCAUACCCCAUGUAGUGCACAUGUAGGGGUUAGGGAUAUAUAUUUAGGAUACGACCGUGUUUUAGGAGCGAGUUUAAGUAGUUAAAAUCGUUGUUGAGUAGAUCUUUUCGGCCAGCUUUGCACGAUGGAUGAAGACGAUCAUAUCCUCCCCAAAGACUUUCCCGAGCUGAAAAACGACACGUUUUUGCGAGCAGCCCGAGGUGAAGAGGUCGAGCAUGUUCCAGUGUGGUGCAUGCGGCAAGCGGGACGUUACCUGCCAGAGUUCAGGGAAUUCAGAGCGGGGAAGGACUUUUUUGAGACGUGCCGCUCCCCGGAGGACUGCUGUGAGCUCACGCUGCAGCCGCUGAGACGAUUCCCUUUCGACGCCGCAAUCAUCUUCUCGGACAUCCUGGUGGUGCCGCAGGCUCUGGGUAUGGAUGUCCAGAUGGUAGCAGGAAAAGGUCCGACAUUUCCAGAGCCCCUGAAAGAGCCAGAUGACUUGCAGAGACUUCGGUCCAAAGUGGACGUGGCGUCCGAGCUGGGCUACGUGUUCAGGGCCAUCACGCUGACUCGGCACAAACUGGAAGGCAAAGUUCCUCUCAUCGGCUUCAGCGGAGCACCGUGGACCCUGAUGUCCUACAUGAUUGAAGGCGGAGGCUCCACCACCCACUCGAAGGCAAAGCGAUGGUUAUACAGACACCCCGAGGCCAGUCAUGCACUCCUCAAACGCCUCACUGACGUUAUCGUGGACUAUCUGCUGGGCCAGGUCAAAGCCGGCGCUCAGGCCCUGCAGGUGUUUGAAUCCCACGCCGGCUGUCUGGGCCCGGCGGAGUUUAAAGUGUUCGCUCUGCCGUACCUCAGGGACAUCGCACGCAGAGUAAAGGACAGGCUGAAGGAGUCAGGAUUGGAUAACGUCCCCAUGAUUGUAUUUGCGAAGGACGGCCAUUACGCUCUGGAGGACCUCUCCCAGUCCCACUAUGAGGUGGUGGGCUUAGAUUGGACCAUUGACCCUUGCAUGGCACGGCAGAGGACUGGUGGGAAAGUCAGUCUGCAAGGGAACAUGGACCCCUGUGCACUGUAUGCUACUAAGGAGUGCAUUUCUGAGAUCGUAAAGACGAUGGUGGAGGCGUUCGGCACCAGGGGCUACAUCGCGAAUCUCGGCCACGGUUUGUACCCUGACAUGGAUCCCGAGAGUGUGGGCGCGUUUGUGGAGGCCGUGCACACACACUCCCGCCGGCUGCUCAACCACAAAUAAGUUGAAGUCCAUCUGACCAGAGACGACAAGAGACAUCAGAACCACACACUGCUAUUCCAGGCCUGUUUAAAAGGAAAAAAAAAAAUCAGUAGUGAUGUAGGAUGAUCAUCGAGGUUACAUCGUAUUGUAGAGUUUUGUUGACCGAAAUGUGAUUUGUAAUCAUGACUGGAAAAAAAAAAAAAAAAACAUGUAAAAGUCAGAAAUGAAGAGAGUUUUUAUUCAUAUAUGUAUAAAAUGGUUUUCUAUUCAACCAAAUAAAGAGAGAUCUUCAUGGAAA